GAGGUCUGUUUUUGGACAGCGCAGUUGCGGAAGUGAAUGCUACAGAACUAGGGACUGGUUAGAAGCCGAUAACGGCAAUCUUAUUUAUCUUAUUUGUAUUUAAAAUAAAUAUAUAAACACAUAGAAUACUGUGUUUGAAAUGAAUGUGUUGAUUUUUAUAGCAUUAAUUUUCGUAAGUACACAAGCGGCUCGUAAAAGUGACGACGAUGACUGGGUGCAUUUACCGAAUAAAUGUGAAGUAUGUAAGUUUUUGAGUAUUGAGAUGAAAUCCGCAUUAGAAGAAACAGGGAAAACGAAAGAAGUGAUAGAGACGAACUACCGUUUCUUGGACGAUAAAAGUGCACCACCUAUCAAAUAUGUAAAAUCUGACAUUCGAUUCAUAGAGGUAAUGGAAAGUGUAUGUUCAAGGAUCCUGCAGUACAAUUUACACAAAGAGAGAGAUGGCAGCAAUCGCUUUGCAAAGGGUAUGUCUGAGACAUUUUCGACCUUACAUAACUUAGUCCACAAAGGAGUGAAGGUUGUCAUGGACAUUCCUUAUGAGCUGUGGAAUGAGACAAGUGCCGAAGUAUCUGACCUCAAGAAACAGUGUGAUGUGAUGGUUGAGCAGUAUGAAGAUGUUAUUGAAGACUGGUAUAAAGGCAGCCAGGAGGAAGACCUAAUGACAUACCUGUGUGAGAAACAUGUUCUGAAAGGACAAGACACAUCAUGUCUAAAAGAAAUUUGGGCUGAGAAGAAAGGAGACCCUGCAGCCAUUGCACAAGACAAAAAGAAAAAGAAAAGCAAAAAGAAGGCAAAAGGUGGUGAGCAUAACCAGAACAGGGAGAAAAAGGUAAAGAAAAAGAAAAGUAAGAUGCAUGAUGCACACAGUGAGGAGCAGAAAAUGGAAGAGAGGGGACAUACAUCAGAUGAGGAGAUACAAAGGAGUGCCCCUCUUCAUCAGGAGAGAACUGAACUCUGAAUUGUGACCCUAAUUUCAUUCAUAUCUUGUUUUUGUCCUAGAUCAUCACAUCUGAUGAACAUUUAUGUGUGGUUUGCCAUAAAUUGUUAAAACCUCUGAAGCGUGGUAACCACCCCCCCCCCCCCCCCCCCCUUUUUUUUUUUUUUUUUUUUUUUUUUUUUUUUUAUAAAGUGUGCAUCUUUUCUGCUCAGUUAAGGUAAAGUACAAUUCUAGGUCAGGUGGAAUUCUUUUCCCCAUCAGGAUGCCAUGAUGAGCAUGGAGAGACUAUUUAACAUGUUGAUUUGGCCUCAUUAAUUACGGAAGAGUUAAUAUUACUUUUAUAAAAUUUAUUGUUGCAUGAGCCAUAAAUUGUGAAUUGGGUUUUUUUUUCUUUACAAUCUUUAUACCUUUGUGGAAACCUUUACAUUUCAAAUGUUUAGUUUAGUAGAGAUGCAUAGUUUAGUCAUAGUUUAAUCCUUAUUCUUUUGCUGUGGACUAAAAACCUUUGAAUAAUGCAGUCACAGUUUCAGGUCAGUUCAUUUCUGUAUUAGUUUGUCAGUGUUAUUUUGGAUGACUUCUAAAUGCAUUUUUUUUUUUUUUUUUGUGCUUUGGCUAUGAAAUGCUGCUACUCCUAAAGGAAAAAAAAUGUGUUGUAUUUUAGGAGGAAAAAACUUACAAAUGUUGCAUUUUUGUAGGUGGUUAUUCUACUACAUCUGGUAUGACAGCUUGUGUUUUUGAUAUGCAAUAAACAGUGAUAAUUGAUCAAUAGAAUAAAA
Messenger RNA from Ictalurus punctatus (channel catfish), 1713 nucleotides. RefSeq names its product canopy FGF signaling regulator 3 (gene cnpy3). Lineage: Eukaryota; Metazoa; Chordata; Actinopteri; Siluriformes; Ictaluridae. The transcript is spliced from 6 exons. Gene Ontology annotation, cellular component: endomembrane system. Gene Ontology annotation, molecular function: signaling receptor binding. The coding region runs from base 140 to 958 and encodes 272 amino acids. The record is from RefSeq and is a predicted model, not a curated record.